UGUGGCGGUAAGAUGGCGGCGCUCGGAAACACCUCAGCUCCGGGGGUGAAUGGGUUAAUACAACAAUUCACAGCAAUAACAGGAGCAACAGAGAGUGUAGGACAACACAUGUUGGAAGCAUGCAACAACAACCUGGAGAUGGCAGUGACCAUGUUUCUGGACGGAGGCGCAAUCGCGGAGGAGCCCAGCACCAGCUCCAGCUCAGCGGCUUCAAGCAGCAGAGCCCCCCCUUCAGAUGAAGUACGAGCACCUAUUCCCCAGAAGCAGGACAUAUUAGUUGAACCUGAACCAUUGUUUGGAGUGCCAAAGCGAAGAAGACCUGCUCGAUCUAUAUUUGAUGGUUUCCGAGACUUCCAAACAGAAACAAUUCGGCAGGAACAGGAGCUGCGUAACGGUGGCACAGUGGAUAAGAAACUGAGCACCCUGGCAGACCUUUUCCGUCCUCCAAUUGAGCUCAUGCACAAAGGCAGCUUUGAGACGGCGAAGGACUGUGGACAGCUAGAGAACAAGUGGCUCAUGAUCAACAUUCAAAAUGUUCAGGACUUUGCCUGCCAAUGCCUAAACAGAGACGUUUGGAGUAACGAUGCAGUGAAGACUAUCAUCAGAGAGCAUUUCAUAUUCUGGCAGGUAUAUCAUGAUAGUGAAGAGGGACAAAGAUAUAUCCAGUUCUAUAAGCUGAACAAGUUUCCCUAUAUUUCCAUCCUCGACCCCCGCACAGGUCAGAAAAUGGUGGAGUGGAACCAGCUGGACGUGGCGUCGUUUCUGGAGCAGACGUCGGGCUUCCUGGCAGAGCACGGGCAGCUCGACGGGCCCUCCUGUAGCCCCCCCCCCGCCAAACGGGCGCGCUCGGAGAGUCUGAUAGAUGCCAGUGAAGACAGUCAGCUGGAGGCAGCGAUCCGAGCCUCCCUACAGGAGACGCACUACGAGUCCGCGGAUGCCCCGGAAGCCCCUGAUUCCCCCAGAUCCGAGGAGGAAUCGGACGCAGAGCCUUUCUCUGACAGCGAGGGUCCCAUCUCUGUCGACGGUUCAGACAGCGAGCUGCCAGCGCCCCAUGAAGAAAAAAGUUUUACCAGCAAACACGCCUCGCUUCCUCCGGCCUCUGCGGCCCAGCAACGUCUACAUCCCGAUAGUUCCACCUCUUCCCAUAGAAAGUCUACAAACAAAGAAAACAACCACAGUCACAAGAAGGAGGAGAGUAAAAAGAAUCACCUGGAGCCUUCAGCUCCUCGUCAUCCUCAGCCUGACGCAGACUCUGGAGGAAACCACUGUUCCCCGGCCGCAGAAAGCGCUGGACCUUCCAAAAGCAACACCACCGAAACCUGUGACGUGGACUGUCCUGACGACAAUGGUCCCAAAGCCAGGUUGAUGCUCCGCUACCCGGAUGGACAGAGGGAGCAAAUUUCCUUGUCUUCUAAAGCAAAACUUUUGGCGCUGGUAAGACACGUCCAGUCCAAAGGUUACCCUAAUGAACGCUUCGAGCUUGUUACCAACUUUCCCAGAAGGAAGCUCGCCCACUUGGACUAUGACAUCACGCUGCAGGAGGCGGGGCUUUGUCCACAGGAGACUGUAUUUGUUCAAGAGAGGAACUAGCCUUUGUCAGACACACACUCACUUUUUGCUUGUCUGUAUCUCUCUGAUAGACCUCACCCUUUCACCAAUGACCUGGGACAUUGACACCGGCCUAUAUCCAAUAACCUUCAGUUCUCCUGGAAUUAGGCUCUGUUUUUGCCAAGACAUCUGAGUGGGCGGACAACUUUCCCUGCCACUCUAGUCUGAAUACUGACGUCUCUACUGAAAGCCUAUUCCCUUUGUAGUCAUCUACAGUUGGCCAGUAAGGUGUCACGGAUGCCGGCACUCAUUUUUUUAUGUGAUUUAUUCUUUUCUGAUGCAGGCUUCAUUUUGUUCCGAACAUUGAGGCACAUCAGGAUAGAAUAUAUAUACAAUAGCUCAUAUUUAAAUAAAAAAAGCCUACUAGCGGAUCACUGAUUGAUGAUGACACACCACAGAUUUGUACAAAAAGACUUUUACCUCCCAGAAAGGAUGUUAAAUGUCAGAGUUUAUUUUCUUGCUCAUCUUGUUAUUGUCUGUACCGGGAACAGGUAAAGGAAGGCUCAUUCUCGACUAUUUGGACCUACAUUUUGGUCAAUGUUUGAAUUAUUGUAAUUAUUUGAAAGGCACUAAAAGAAAAGGUCCGUAAAUCAUAAUUCAAGAAAACAUUUCGGACAUAUUCGACACACUCGUGUAGAUCUGAGGAUUUGGGUUGAUCUGCAGAUUUUUACUCAAGUUUCUAUCGGUUAAUUAGAGACUAUUCGAUUUUUUUGGUUUCAACUUUUGAUACAGAAGGGAAUGAAUGAAGGGUGGUACAUCUCAUCAGUCGGACCUACACUGUACAGAGAUGGCUUAGAGAGACUGAUAUUUAGCUGUAGUCAUUGUUUCCUUUCUUUUUUUAUAUGCUGCCAAGAAAAUAUGCUGAUGUUGAAAUAUAACCACCAAAACAAAGGGA
This is a messenger RNA of Trematomus bernacchii (emerald rockcod), 2503 nucleotides long. It is a transcript of the gene ubxn7, whose product is annotated as UBX domain protein 7. The record is from RefSeq and is a predicted model, not a curated record. Gene Ontology annotation, biological process: proteasome-mediated ubiquitin-dependent protein catabolic process. Gene Ontology annotation, cellular component: nucleus. NCBI's taxonomy places the organism in Eukaryota, Metazoa, Chordata, Actinopteri, Perciformes, Nototheniidae. Gene Ontology annotation, molecular function: ubiquitin binding.